UGGAUGUUCAACGAGGAAGUAAAGAAAAAAUGAAGAAUCAUAGUACGACGUUUAGGUUGAUGCUCGUUUGCCUUUUUCUUUGCUCUGAAAUUCACGCAGAGGAUCGAUUUCGAAGGAUUCGUCGUAAAAUCGACGAGGAUCGUUAUUGUAAUUUCGACGAAGCUCGACGCAAUUAUAAUGCCACGGAUUUAUUAAGGUGUUUCGAUGAAUUGGCUGUCGAUCUCGUCGAUCGAGAAAGUGGCGUGCUAAAAGUAUCCAAUGGAAAAGGUCAAUUGAAUGGAUUCACUGGCAGGCAGAUCUCCUUUAUGGAUGUUUUCUCGAGUGUUUUCAAUAACGCUGCGACGUCGCAUCAGAGCAGCUCCCUUCCGGUGUACCCGAUUUCCGACUAUCAGCAAUCGAAUUAUCCGAGUGAAACGGUCGGUCUUUCUCCUGGAUUUCAACUGAAUCUGCUAGAUACGCUGUCCACGAUAUCCAGCCACGAUGACUACAAGUGUGUGCCCAGGAUACUCUGCGAGAUGGCCAGCGGAAAACUUCCUGGAAGAUCGUUAGGCAAACAGGGCUCCAGCUUCCUCGAGUUGAUCGGUCGAAAUGUUUUCACGGACUGGCUAACGAAAAUCGAUGUCGCUGGAAUGUCUCCAUUGCUGAACUUUGGCAGAGCGAUGAUUCUUGGGUAUAGCAAUCGAGGAAAUUCCGUGGCCUGCUACGAAGCGUUCCCAAAAUGUCCAAGAGACGCGAAUGGAUUGAUUUACUAUCUGAAUAACUAUAAUGGAGGGUUUUUCAAUCUUUUCAACAGGAUUCGGGGUGGAAAAUAUAGGACGUCUAACGGAGGUCCUGGUCAGCCAGUUAAUGAUUAUUCGAAGAUUGAAGUGAGGGAAAGAAUAGUCGCUGGAAGCUCGACGAAACAGAUUCGGAACGAACCAGUGCGAAAUACGGUUCAAUUCCCAUCUAUAAAAUACCAAGAAUAUUACGCAAACAGAGAGUAUCCAAGAUUUGAUACGAUAAGAAAUUACAAUGCGAUUACUUUUCCUGAUCAAAGGGAAUUAAGCAUCGAACAAACGAAUAGUUUACAGGAUGAUGUUCCAAAAUCGGAACCGUACGUUUGGCAAAGAGACAACGUUGCAUUUUUUCCCAAAGGAAACGAAGACAGAAGAAUCUCUCAAUUUCGAUUCCCCUCGAGUUUUACAAUCGCAACGUCGUAAUCCCAAAUCGUAACAUCGAAAUACGUAACUAAAUACCUCGGUGAAUCCAAUGCAUAUAAUUAAAUAAAGGUUUCCAUAAAACGCAUAAAACCAUAGAAUAUUCUAAACUCCUUAACUCAUCUUCGGGGGAUUACGACCGCGAUAAAAUAUCGAAAUUCAAUUUUGCAUCGCAUAAACCAGGCGCCUUCCGUCGUGCGUUGCGAAUUUGCGGAUUAUCAGCGGCGAGAGAACCGCUGCAAAGACGCGAUACAGGUUUCCGCGAGGCAACGUCGUUUAUUUCGUCAGCGUUGCUCCCAUCGGCAAUUUUCUAUCCACCUGUACGCGAUGCGCUCAUAACAGGAAGUCCCGAGUCGCCGGUGAACGCGAUGUUACUGGCGCGGACGCCAUUUGUGGAAACAGCAUGGGGCGCCGUUAGAGUACCGACAACUUGUCCAAUGAAUCUGCGCCCGAGUAUGAGCCGCUUUAUGUCUCAGUUACGCGGCACGAUAAAUUCUAUUUUAUCUCGAUUCGAUUUCCUGCUUGCUACCGGUGCAUUUGUAUGCGUGCUCGCAGGUGUGAGACUUUUUCAGGGGCAACGAAGGACGAUGAAAGAAAUCACGCUGAAUCUAGAGUAACAUAUAAGUAAUAUAAACGGAAGAUGAGUUAAUAGAAUUAUAUAUAUAUAUAUAGGUAGAAGGAAGAUGCUAUAGUAAUAUUUAAUUACUUUUGGGGUAAAUUAUUAAUUGGACGUGACGUUGGAAUUUAUUAAACUCGUCUGUUUAAGAUAGUAUUACGAAGAAGUUAAUUACGAAUGAAUGGAAUUUGAAGAAAAGCGAAUGCAUGAGAAUUUGACCAUAGUAAUAUUGACAAUAGUAAUUAAUUGUAGCAAAUUGAGUUAGAAUAAUUUGACGCGGCUAUGGAAUCAGAAUAUCGAGUAAUAAAUGAAUUACCAUUAAUUGGUAAUGGUGGCAAAUGAUAUUAUAUCAUCGAUAACUGUUACAGGCAUUGCUGUUUCUAAAAACAUGCCUUUAAAGUAAUUAAUUAUUACUCUUACCUAAAAUAAAAAGAAAAAUUAAAUAUUCACUUCGAGUUAAGUAUAUUUCAUCUGAAAUAUUUUUAAGUGGAUUCGUUUUUGCUAUUUUCGUUUUAUAUGAAUGUCAACUUAUAAUAUCAACUUUCAAAUAAAUCUUAAUAAUAAAACUUAAUAAAUAAAACUUUCAAAUAAUAUCAACUUAUAAUGUCAACUUUCUAAGUAAUAAUAAACACGAACGAGCCUAUUAUCGUGAUAUUUCGAGGGAGGAGCUGCGAACGAUGGCGAAUAUGUUCACAGACACGCGAAUGGUCCCGCUAUAGUCUACUUCCACGUUAAAUCCAUGUUUUCGAGAAGUCAUACUUUCACGCGUAUCUUUCAUUGCGAUUAUUUCGCGAGAGAAGCGAUCAUUUUCACGGUGCAGAUAGGAGACAGGUAACAAUCAAUAACGACGGUACGUAUUUAUCGUAGCUUACGCGCGAGUAAGAAUUAAAUUAUGCAAAACCUCGUAAUAAUGCGUUAUAGUCAACCCUUUGCUUCGCUAACCAACAUAAGGGGUUACUAGCGUUAUCGUACGCUCGUUAAAAUCGCACAUCUCUCGCUAAAAACUAUCCUUCAUCCAUCUAAAUGGCACUUUCGCGUUUACCGUAAUUAUAUCUCUCUGUUCCCUUACUUAUGUCCACCAUCGUUUCUAUCGUACAUUAUAUGUAGAAGUUCUGAUAAAUUGUACAACGAAACCACUCUCUCUCUCUCUCUCUG
This is a messenger RNA of Bombus terrestris (buff-tailed bumblebee), 2967 nucleotides long. RefSeq lists its product as uncharacterized. The transcript has 6 exons. NCBI's taxonomy places the organism in Eukaryota, Metazoa, Arthropoda, Insecta, Hymenoptera, Apidae. The coding region runs from base 30 to 1199 and encodes 389 amino acids. The record is from RefSeq and is a predicted model, not a curated record.